Molecule: messenger RNA, 3765 nt
Organism: Colossoma macropomum (tambaqui)
Lineage: Eukaryota; Metazoa; Chordata; Actinopteri; Characiformes; Serrasalmidae
Gene: gpd1c
Product: glycerol-3-phosphate dehydrogenase 1c
Exons: 8
Coding region: 96-1145 (349 amino acids)
Biological process (GO): carbohydrate metabolic process; glycerol-3-phosphate catabolic process
Cellular component (GO): glycerol-3-phosphate dehydrogenase (FAD) complex; cytosol
Molecular function (GO): glycerol-3-phosphate dehydrogenase [NAD(P)+] activity; protein homodimerization activity; NAD binding
Source: RefSeq, a predicted model, not a curated record
AAGUCAGAGCACUCACCCUCUCUCUCUCUCAGACAGUCGUUCAAACAGGAACACAAGCCAGAGUCAGAGUCCGAUCAGAGCAGACUGCAGAGAACAUGCCGGGGAAAAGAGUUUGUAUCGUUGGAUCUGGGAACUGGGGCUCAGCCAUAGCUAAGAUCAUCGGCCACAAUGUGAAGGCUUCGAACCGCUUCGAGCCGCUGGUGAACAUGUGGGUGUUCGAGGAGACCGUCAACGGGAGGAAGCUGACCGAGAUCAUAAACACCGACCACGAAAAUGUCAAAUAUCUGCCAGGACACAAACUGCCCAAAAAUGUGAUCGCUGUUCCAGAUGUGACGGAGGCUGUAGCUGGAGCAGACAUCCUCGUCUUCGUCAUCCCCCAUCAGUUCAUCGGGAAACUGUGUGACCAGAUGAAGCCUCACGUCAAACCAGGAGCCAUCGGAAUCUCACUCAUUAAGGGAAUAGAUGAGGGUCCUGCAGGUUUGACUCUGAUCUCUGAUAUAAUCAGGACUAAGCUGGGGAUUGAUGUCAGUGUGCUGAUGGGAGCGAAUAUCGCUAACGAGGUGGCAGACGAGAAGUUCUGCGAGACCACCAUAGGGGCCGUUAAUGAACAGAACGGUCACCUCUUUAAGGAGCUGAUGCAGACUCCAAACUUCCGCAUCACUGUGGUUUCCGAGAGCGACACUGUGGAGCUGUGUGGAGCUUUGAAGAACAUCGUGGCUGUAGGAGCAGGGUUCUGUGACGGUUUGGGUUUCGGUGAUAACACUAAAGCGGCGGUGAUCCGUCUGGGUCUGAUGGAGAUGGUGGCGUUUUCUCGGCUCUUCUGUAAGAACACUGUUAGCUCCGCCACCUUCCUGGAGAGCUGCGGCGUUGCUGACCUCAUCACCACCUGCUAUGGAGGACGCAACCGCCGCGUCGCUGAGGCCUUCGUCACCUCACACAAGUCCAUAGCAGAGCUGGAGGCAGAGCUGCUGAACGGUCAGAAGCUCCAAGGUCCACAAACAUCUGCUGAAGUCUACAAGAUCCUUCAGAAGAGGAGCAUGGUGGAUAAGUUCCCCCUGUUUGUCUCGGUCUAUCAGAUCUGUUUCGAGGGAAAAGAUGUGAAAGAAUUCAUCAAAUGCCUCCAGAACCAUCCACAGCACAUGUGAACACGUGGAACGUUCUGGAGCACCGGAACCUCCUCUACACAUCGCAGGAGGAGCCCAAUCUCUACCAGCCCUGAUUUAGCUGCACUGUAACUCUUACUUACACUAAAGAACCACAGGGGGCGUCAUCCACACUAAUACUGAUACGGUUACGUCGACUUCAGCCUGUUUAAAUCCAUCCUUUUAGCGUUUUACAUUGUUUUAAACAGAAGCUUUCAGUCCACACGAGCGUUUUACAGCAGUUUCCACAUUCGCAUUUUUAUACUGUGCUUAAAAGAUUUGGCCCUAAUUAGUAUUUUUACAGUGUUUUCAGAAGAUUUUCAGUCCUUAUAAGAAAUCCAUUCAUAUUAGCGUUCCAGAAACAACGAGUUCUCAGUUUACAUCAGCAAUUUUACAUUGUUUCAAAUGUUUUUGGUCCAUAUGAACAUUUUUACAGUGUUUUCAGUCUAAUUUAAGCAUUUUUACGCUGUUUAAACAUGGUUUUUGGUCCACAUUAGCAUUUUUACAGUCGUGUUCCACAUUAGCAUUAGCAGUUUUAAAUCAAAAAUUGGUUCCAAUUAGCAUGUUUACACUGUUUUUAAAAAAAAGUAACUAGUCCUUAUUAAAAAUUCAUUCACAUUAGCCCUUUUGCAUUCUGAAAACACCCAAUUUUCAGUCUAUAUUAGCAUUUUUGUAUUGUUUACAGUCUAAUAUUGGCAAUUUCCACAUUGUUUAAAAAUGUUUUUGGACCAUGAUAGCAUUUUAACAGCUGUUUUCAGACUAAUUUUAGCAUUUUUACAUUGUUUAAAAAUUAUUUUGGUCCACAUUAGCAUUUUUACAGCUGUUUUCCACAUUAGCAUUAGCAAUUUUGUGCCAAAAUUGGUUCCAAUUAGCAUUUCUCCAAGGUUUAAAAAAAAGGAACUGGUCCUUGUUAAAAACCCAUUCAUAUUAGCACUUUCACAUUCUGAAAACAGCCAAUAUUCACGCUACAUUAGCAUUUACAUUGUUUUCAGUCUAAUAUUAGCAUUUUUCACAGUGUUUAAAAAUGUUUUUGGUCCACAUUAAAAUUAGCAAUUUUAUACCAAAAAUUGGUUCCAAUUAGCAUUUUUACACUGUUUAAGAAACUAGUCCUUAUUAAAAAUUCAUUUUAAAUUCAGAAAACAAACAAUUUUUAGGCUACAUUACAUUGUUUUCAAUGUAAUAUUAGCAUUUUUUGCAUUGCUUAAAAAUGUUUUGGGCCACAUUUUUUACAGCUGUUUCCCACAUUAGCAUUAGCAAUUUUAUACCAAAAAUUGGUUCCAAUUAGCAUUUUUUUUCACUGUUUUAAAAAAGUAACUAGUCCUCAUUAAAAAUCCACCAAAACCAAUUCUACAUCACUCUACAUUAGCAUUUUACAUCGUCUUCAGUCUAAUAUUGGCAUUUUUUCACAUUGUUUAAAAUGUUUUUUGGACCACUUUAGCAUUUUUACCUUGUUUUAAAUUCCAUCCACACUGAAAUGUGAAGAGCAUGUUAGCUGAGCCAGUUUACACCAUUUUAGUUUCUGUUGUGUGCUGAGCUACAGACGGCUGAGCUAAACCACAGGACCAUGUCGUAAUCAGAAGUGGUGCAUUUGUACUGAACGCUGCUGUGUUCAAUGGUAAAAGAGCGACCAACUGGAAAAAUCAGUCAAGUAUGGAAAUCAUCGCUUUAAUAAACAGAUCUAUGGAUAUUAGUGUGGAUGACACCUGAACCCCAGCGUGAUGUUCCACAGGUGAGGCUUCACGCCUGAAUAUAAACACCUCUCACUGCUGUAGAGCUGCUCCAGACGCACAUCAGAGUCCAGCUGAAGACCAAAGGCAUCAUCUCUGUAGUCUUUAUGCUUCGUAUUAACAGGUUUUAAUGUAUACUGAGGCUGUGCUGCGCUAAAACUCGUCCCAUCUUAAAUUUCUCAGGACAUGAUGAAGUUAAACGCACAAAAGAGCUUCUUACAAUCAUGUUUUAUUACAGUACAGGUUUAAUGAUCCAGUGACAGGUUUCCUAAAUGCAGAAGCUGCUGAUUUUAGCCUCAAAUUCUGUUUUUUUUUUUCCAUUUCUAACGUCUUGAUGAUCUGAAUUAGGAUUAUUAUGGCAGAUAAAGCACUAAAUCCUGCGGUGUUUGGGUUUUAAGGACUCUAUCAGUCUGUAUUUGUGUUAUUAACUGAAUUAUCAUAUCACAUAAGUCAGUAUAACGUCAUUAUCAGUGACGUAUCAAUGACGGAGUCCAUGUCUCUGAUCAAUUUUGCACUGCCUUUGCUAGACAAUUUGCUUUAGCUACUGAAUCAUGCUGCCCUGACGCUGCACAUGGUGAAACCUUCCAAAUGAACAGUUAAAAAACAAAAACAAAUCACAACACAUUCAGUUACUCCACCAGUUAGCCCAGUUAGCACAGUUAGCAUGCGUCAUCGUUCUGGCCAUCUAAAAUAAUCAGUUAGUUAGCCAACAUCGGUACUGAGGAAGUGAUUAGCAACGUAGCUAUUAGGAUCAUGCUAACAGCAGGCUAACAAAGCGCUAGCAGACGUUCAAACAGCUACAUGCUAACGUCAGCUAGCCAGUUAUGCUAACAGUUUGUUUUAUCAUUAAAUCAGUACUUUUAUUACUUUUAUUAUUACAAAAGUCAUUCAGAGCG